UACGGCGUGAUGACGUCACCGCGGGGACCGCGCAGGCGCCUGCGUGCUGCUCGGCGCCGCCAUGGAGCGUCUCGGCGGGGCUGCGGGGUACGAGGCGGCGGCGGCCGAGCAGCUGUCCCGGCAGCAGGAGCGGCAUUACCGGCUGCUGUCCGAGCUGCAGGCACUCGUGAAGGCGCUGCCCAGCUCCUGCCAGCAGCGGCUGUCGUACACGACGCUGAGUGACCUGGCGCUGGCACUGCUGGACGGGACAGUGUUCGAGAUCGUGCAGGGGCUGCUGGAGAUCCAGCAUCUCACUGAGAAGAACCUCUACAGCCAACGGCGGCAGCUGCACAGCGAGCACCGAGGAAUGAAGCAGGAGCUCUUCCACCGGCACAAGGAGGCCCAGCAGUGCUGCCGGCCCCACAACUUGCCACUCCUCCGCGCCGCCCAGCAGCGGGAGAUGGAGGCUAUGGAGCAGCGAAUUCGAGAGGAGCAGCGAAUGAUGGAUGAGAAGAUAGUCUUGGAACUGGACCAAAAAGUCAUAGACCAGCAGAGCACCCUGGAGAAGGCUGGGGUGUCCGGCUUCUACAUCACCACCAACCCACAGGAGCUGACUUUACAGAUGAAUUUACUGGAACUGAUUCGGAAGUUACAGCAGAAGGAAGCUGAGUCCGAGAAGGCUUUUUCCUGAACAAGCAAAUCUGCUGUGUAUUUCCCAGAGUUUUUUUUCUUCCAUCCCUCUGAAGAAUCAACCAUUCAUGCCUUUGGUUUAUCAGGAGCAGCUGCUGCUGUAGAAGUAGCUGAGACCCUUAGGUGCCCUUGGAGCUGGGGGAAGCAGAGCCCAGGACCUGCCUGCCUCCCAGCUCCUCGGAGAGAGGUGUGUUCUGCACAUCCCGCCAGGAACAGAGAUGAGGGAGAGUGUUCAUCUGCCUUAGAUAGCCCACAGUGUCAGUGAGGCUGAUUACAGGGCUGGGCCCUGAGGCAGCAAACCCAAACUUGUGCCCAGAUGAAUCCUUGCAAGCAGUGCGAACUCCCUCAGGCUCCAGCCUCCUCUUCCAAUUCAAGAAAGAGAGAAAAAAGCAUCCCUUGUAGGGAAUGGGAAAGGCAAGGAGCGGCUGUAUGGAAGAGGGAGGCAAAGAGGACUCACCAUCUGGUGCCACCUUGCCAUGGCAGAGGGUUGGGGAACAAACCUCUGAGGUUUAAUCCCAAGGAGAUGGUUCUGUGUGCAGAAACACUUGUGGACCCAGGGAGACACCCCCCCUGCCACAAACAUGGAUCUCAGCUGUAGUGAAAGGGGUUUCCUCACCUCUCCCACCGUUGCUAGGCUGUGACAUUUGCAGUGUUCCCACCUGAUUUGGACAGCAGAGGAGGCUUGAGAGCUUUUGUUUUGUUACUUUAAACCAGUUUGCAAAUGGAGAGGAAUAAAAUUUGUCCUGUCUGC
This is a messenger RNA of Cuculus canorus (common cuckoo), 1420 nucleotides long. It is a transcript of the gene DGCR6, whose product is annotated as DiGeorge syndrome critical region gene 6. The record is from RefSeq and is a predicted model, not a curated record. The coding region runs from base 62 to 670 and encodes 202 amino acids. The transcript has 5 exons. Lineage: Eukaryota; Metazoa; Chordata; Aves; Cuculiformes; Cuculidae.